UGACCACUAGGUAGUGUAGCGCGCCCUCUUUUGAAAGAAAAUUUAAUGGUAGGGGUUUGCAUUGCGACGUAGAUGAUACACUGGCUUUUAAGCUUCUAGCCUAUUCCUGAUCCUCCAGAUGGGAUGAUAAUUGAUCAAGGAUCGUAUUCGUACCCUUGGUCUGGAUAAAAGAUAUGAGGGAGUAGCUGACAGAACUCAGAAGUCAUAAUUUAUCUUCCAGCAGAAAAACCUCAACUCUUGUGACUGCAGUAGAUUUUUGCUGUUCCAAGACAUGGGACGUUCUUCAAAGGACAAGCGUGACAUUUAUUAUCGCCUGGCUAAGGAGGAAGGAUGGAGGGCCCGCAGUGCCUUCAAGCUUCUCCAGAUAAACGAGGAAUUUAACAUAUUCAAAGAUGUGAGCAAGGCUGUGGAUCUGUGUGCGGCACCAGGCAGCUGGAGUCAAGUUCUCAGUAGAAAACUAAGACAUAGCGAGGCCGAUAAGUCAAAGGUCAAGAUAGUGGCCGUUGACCUGCAGGCCAUGGCCCCCCUGCCAGGGGUCAUUCAGCUCCAGGGUGACAUCACAAAGGAGUCUACAGCAAAGGAGAUAAUUAGUCAGUUUGAGGGUGAGCAGGCUGAUCUGGUGGUGUGUGACGGGGCACCAGACGUAACUGGGCUUCAUGACAUUGACGAAUAUAUUCAAGCUCAACUUCUUCUUGCAGCUCUUAACAUCACAACUCACAUGCUGAAGCCAGGAGGAACAUUUGUAGCCAAGAUAUUUCGGGGCAAAGACGUCACACUCCUUUACUCACAGCUGAAAAUUUUCUUUCCGAACGUGACUGUGGCCAAGCCUAGAAGCAGCAGAAAUUCCAGCAUUGAGGCAUUUGUUGUGUGUCAGGGUUACGCCCCGCCUGUCGGUUACAAACCGAACAUGUCUAACCCUCUUCUGGACCAACACUAUGAUGUGGAUUUCAACAGUCUAGAAGGCCCAAACCGAGUCAUUGUUCCGUUCCUAGCCUGUGGGGACCUCAGUGCUUACGACUCAGAUAAGACAUACCCUCUUGAGUUGGAACCCGGUGCAGGCUACGCAUACCACCCCCCGACCCAAUCACCCAUAGACCCGCCUUACAAGACAGCCUGCUACCUCAAGAAGAACGACCUCUUGUCCAAACCGGAAACAGCCGGAUCUGGCAAGGACCGACCGGCUGGAACCGGUUCAACAGAUGAUGCAGGGGCGUCGGGGGACUUGAGCCCCGGGUCCGAAUCGCAAAACCUCAGCGAGCGACUUCAGGAGUGUGACAUUCAGGGUUCAGCAGACAGCAAAAGUGCUUCUGUGUACAAUCAGUGAAUUUCUAUGGACUUGGUGCAAUACCUCCUCUAAUGGUGACAUAAUUGACUGUAAAUUGACUAAUUGACAAUAAAAGAUAAUUGACUGCCAUCAUGUGACCAGAGCCUUUGCGAAGAUGCUUUUGGCGUAUUCGAAGCCCCUUUCCCGUGUUGAAUGAACACAAGAAUAGGGUGCUGAAUGAGGGGAACAAACACGCGAACGGUGUUCACGAACAAGAUUCUCACUCACCAUGUAUUGGAGAGUAGAUGUAGAACAUCAAGAACAAAGUUGGCAGACUUAGGCCCCUAUGGGAACUUGCGUUACUAUUUGUCUAUAAAAUUUAAAGCAUUCAUUCAGUGCAGGAGCAGAAACGAUA
Molecule: messenger RNA, 1679 nt
Organism: Patiria miniata (bat star)
Lineage: Eukaryota; Metazoa; Echinodermata; Asteroidea; Valvatida; Asterinidae
Product: putative tRNA (cytidine(32)/guanosine(34)-2'-O)-methyltransferase
Exons: 12
Coding region: 272-1324 (350 amino acids)
Biological process (GO): tRNA methylation; cytoplasmic translation
Cellular component (GO): cytoplasm
Molecular function (GO): tRNA methyltransferase activity
Source: RefSeq, a predicted model, not a curated record